Ictalurus furcatus (blue catfish) is the source of this 2230-nucleotide messenger RNA. RefSeq names its product distal membrane arm assembly component 2 like (gene dmac2l). Lineage: Eukaryota; Metazoa; Chordata; Actinopteri; Siluriformes; Ictaluridae. The transcript has 5 exons. The coding region runs from base 39 to 677 and encodes 212 amino acids. The record is from RefSeq and is a predicted model, not a curated record.
AGAACGUGCUGAUGUAAUCUGGCGUGAGGUGAAAGGUCAUGAAAGUGGCGCAUGGCGGAGAAAUAGGAGUUAUGAGAGUGCUGAGUGUGACAGCGCGGUGUGUUUUAUACACACACUCCCGGUGUGCACCGCCAGGGGGCAGCAGAGCAUUCUGGGGCUGGCUCAACGCCGUGUUUAACAAGGUUGAUUAUGAGCGGAUUAAGGCAGUUGGUCCGGACCGUGCAGCUGCCGAAUGGCUCUUAAGGUGUGGGGCCAAAGUUCGUUUCCGUGGUUUCGACCGGUGGCAACAUGAUUACAACGGACUUCCGACCGGGCCGCUGGGGAGAUAUCAAAUCCAGGCCAUCGAUGCCACAGAAUCCUGCAUCAUGUACCGGGGAUUCGAUUACCUGGAUGGUCUGGAGUAUGUAGAGGAGAUAAAGCUGCGAAAGUGUAUAUAUAUAGAGGAUACAUGUCUGGAGCGCUUGAGUAAGACGGAGAAGCUGCAGAACAGCAUGAAGAAAAUGGAGAUUGUCUCCUGUGGCAAUGUGACAGACCGAGGCAUCAUCGCUCUUCAUCACCUGAGGAACUUGGAGUACUUGUUCCUCAGUGACCUGCCAGGCGUGAGAGAGAAACAGAAAACAACAAACACACUGCAAACGGCACAGCCCAAACUCACCAUAGAACUUGACCUGGCUUAGCCAAUCACAGCUUGCUUUGCAGCCUAGCUCGACAAAUCAGAGCCCUGAGGUGGGAUGCAGUGUUCGUUACAGAAACUGAAUGUUUCACCUUUCUCUCUAUUAUUGAGGAACUGAUGUGUGAAGUGUAGUAUUAAAGAAGCAGAGUGUAUAUUAAAUAUGUACUGCUGUUUUAUCUGUAUGAAAAUGAUUCGCGUGAAUAUAUAUAUUUAUUUUUUGCAUUACAUGUAGUUUUAAUUCAGUUCAAUUCAAUUUUAUUAAUAUAGCACUUUUAAAAUUUCACCCCGACUGUGAAGACUUGUAGGUCUUAACACACAAUAGUUUGCUCUUACUAAGAUACGUUGUUAGAAACACAUUAAAUAUGUUCAUUACUUUAAAAAAUCCUUAAUAUUUAAUACAUAUUUAAAACCUACGGAGGCCGCCAUGACGUGACAUGCACAAUGCACUCUGAGUCGAUGACGUAAAAUGGUUGCACUUGAGAACUCAGUAGAAUUAGCUGCUAGCCCGUGCAGCAGGAAAAUAAUGUCACACUGUGCUGCUUUUAGCUGUAAUUUUCUAGCUCUUAUGUGCUGUGGUACAGGGGGUAUCUGUAAAUAUAAUCAAACCCGUAAAUAUCUUGUUAGUGCGUUUUUUCUGCAUAUUCUCAUAACAUAAAGCUCCUAUAAAAUUAGCUUAAAACGCCUAGCCAAGGCAUACACAAAGUAAAAUUAAAGCUGUUCUUGAACCAUUUGGAGUACAUGCAUGGUUUUGGUCUCUUCUGAAAGUUGGACUAAACUUUUUUACAUAAUUGGAUUGUUUGGACCUUUGCCUGUGUAAUAAGACUGUUUUUGUCAGGAUGUUAUGGAUCAGUGGAUUGCUAUGAGGCUUCAUAUGAGGUGAGUUGCUUCCGUUUCGUAAGUGUUUUUGUGUAUCAGUGGUCUGACAGAGACAUUUAUUGUAGCUGCUGUUGUGAUUGUAUCUCAAAACGGUUUAUAUCAAUCAAAUUACAAGAAUCUUAGCUUUCCAAAGAUAUGUGUACCUUCGUACACACAGAAGCUGUGUCGAUAGCAUAGAUUUGCUCAUAACAUGGCGACAGGGUGCUGGCGGGCCGUCUGAAUUUUAAAAUUCUUGAAUUCUAAAAUUAUUGAUAUUAGAAUACGUUUCAUCAUAAAACGAUAGUUUAAUCCAUAUGCUUACCUUGAACAACAAACGCUCUCAGUUGGCAAAGACGUGCAGUUGCUACACACACACCAUGGAUUUUGCCCCACUCUCGCCUCCUCACCUCUCUGAUCGUCUUCAUUUUGAUGUACCUUUUGAAUAAUGUCUUCUAUAUUAGCCUCAUCGCUUAUGUUACGCUCGGGUUAAAUCGAAAAGGCUGAAGGUAUGUUUAUAUCACUGUAGGGUCACUGGAGAAUCAAGACUGUUGCAACCAUUUGACGUCACUACCCAGAAUGCAUUGCGACGUCAACAGCAAUGGCGGCCUACGAGUGCAAGGAUUUGUAUGUAUUUAUUUUUUUUAAAACUGACAUCUAGAGUAUUUUUGUAUAGCGGAUUUAUAUAGCGUAUGUCAGCGUUAA